Chrysoperla carnea is the source of this 1103-nucleotide messenger RNA. Its product is annotated as synaptic vesicle membrane protein VAT-1 homolog. Bases 42 to 1103 code for a protein of 353 amino acids. Lineage: Eukaryota; Metazoa; Arthropoda; Insecta; Neuroptera; Chrysopidae. Gene Ontology annotation, molecular function: oxidoreductase activity; zinc ion binding. The transcript is spliced from 4 exons. The record is from RefSeq and is a predicted model, not a curated record.
GAGAAAACUAUUUUUAUUUAUUUAUUUAUUAUUUUAAAAACAUGGAAGUUAGAACAGUUAAAAGUGUUGUACUUCAAUCAUUUGGUAAUCAUAGUAAUAUUAAGAUUGAAAAUUUGCCAAUAAACGAGCCAGAAAAUUUAGACGAAGUUAAAGUUGAUGUCUUCUAUUGUGGAUUAAAUUUCUGUGAUAUAAUUACACGUAUUGGCCUCUUAGGUGGUGAGAAAAAGCCACCAUUCAUUUUAGGCAUUGAAUGUGCUGGCGUUGUGUCAGCAUUAGGACCACAAAGUACGGAUAAUCCAAAUCUACCAGAAUUAAAAAUUGGCGAUCGUGUUGUUUGCUAUAAUUAUUUGGGUGGAUUGUUUCGUGAACAGAUAAUUUGUUCCAGAAAUCAAUGUUAUCCCUUACCAGAAGCGAUUAGUUUAAAACAUGGUGUCGCAUUAUUUGUAAAUUACGUAACAGCUUAUAUAUGUUUAUAUGAUUUAGGAAAUUUAAAAAAAUCGGAAAAAGUACUUAUCAAAGCCAGCGCUGGUGGUGUAGGUUGGGCAGCUACACAAUUAGCUAAAAAUAUUCCAAAUACAAUAAUCUUCGGUACAGCAUCUGAUUCGAAACACCAUGAAAUAAUAGCAAAUGGAGUAACUGCCGCCUUAUCAAAUUCUAAAUAUAUUGAACAAAUCCAAAAACUUGCACCAGAUGGCAUUGAUUUAAUUUUAGAAAAUGAAGCAAUCGGAGAGGAAUUUGUUAAAAUUCGUUCCAUACUAAAACCUCUAGGGCGUACAGUCGCUAUUGGUGCAAAUAACAUCGUCCGAAGUGAAAAUAAACUUUCACUAUUUGGUUUACUAAAACUUCGUUGGAAUCAACGGGAUAUUUCAAUCCAAGAAUUAAUGAUCCACAAUCGUUCAAUAUCUGGAUUUCAUUUAGGAACCUUGGCUAAUACAAGUCCAGAGAAAAUUCGCGAAGUAUACGCGGUAAUUUGUGAGUUAUUCAUAAAUAAACAAUUAAAACCACGUAUUGAUUCAGAAUGGGAAAUAGAUGAUUUCAUUGAAGCAACCAAACGUAUGGAAAGUCGUAAAAAUAUUGGAAAAAUAAUCCUUAAAAUAAAGUAG